Messenger RNA from Syngnathus acus (greater pipefish), 1474 nucleotides. RefSeq names its product enoyl-CoA delta isomerase 2 (gene eci2). The transcript has 11 exons. The coding region runs from base 96 to 1277 and encodes 393 amino acids. NCBI's taxonomy places the organism in Eukaryota, Metazoa, Chordata, Actinopteri, Syngnathiformes, Syngnathidae. Gene Ontology annotation, molecular function: fatty-acyl-CoA binding. The record is from RefSeq and is a predicted model, not a curated record.
GUAAUUGACAUUUUUUUUAUUGUGUGUCAACCUUGUUUGUCUUGUCGCUCUGCUUCCCUUCGCUUGUACUUGUGCUCUCAUCUCGCAGCCUCUAAAUGACUUUCGCUGCGCAAAUAAGCUUGAUAUUUACUCGGCGGUUGUGGCGUUUGUCCAGCGUUCCCACCGUAAGCUUCCACUUCACCAAGACGUCCAUGAUGGGUGUAACCCAGGAAGACUUUGAGAAGGCCAAGAGCAAACUUUCCUCGUUGAAGAAAGAUCCUGGAAAUGAUGUCAAGCUCAAGAUCUAUGCUCUUUUCAAACAGGCAACACACGGUCCCUGUGACACCCCCAAACCGGGAAUGUUGGACUUCAUCAACAAGGCCAAGUGGGACUCGUGGAAGUCUUUGGGAUCCAUCACCCAGGAGUCGGCCCGGCAGGAGUACUGCGACCUGAUUGGCUCCCUGGUGGCGGCAGAAGGUGGAAGCGCCGCCCAAGCGCCCGCCCAGUCAGCCACCAAUGGGCGCACGUACGACUCCCUGUUGGUCAGUACGCAAGAUGACAUCACCACCAUCACGCUCAACCGGCCCGCCAAGAAGAACGCCAUCACCACUCAGAUGUAUGAGGAGAUCAUUGAAGCUCUGCAGCAAGCAGCCCAAGACAGCUCGGUGGUCACGGUCUUUACCGGCGCAGGGGACUUCUACUGCAGUGGCAAUGACCUGAGCAACUUCACCAAGAUUCCUGAGGGAGGAUUGGAGCAGAUGGCCAAAGCUGGCGGGGAGCUGCUCAGGAAAUACGUGAGGGCGUUCAUCGACUUCCCCAAGCCGCUGGUAGCGGUGGUGAACGGACCGGCCGUGGGAAUCUCCGUCACUGUCAUGGGAAUGUUUGACCUGGUCUACGCUACGGAGAGUGCCACCUUCCACACGCCUUUCAGCCAACUGGGUCAGAGUCCAGAAGGCUGCUCGUCUUACACCUUUCCUCGCAUCAUGGGCAACAGCAAGGCCAACGAGAUGCUGCUUUUUAACAAGAAGCUGACGGCGUUCCAAGCGUGCCAACUGGGUCUGGUCACAGAAGUCUUUCCUGACAGCAGCUUCCACACGGAAGUUUGGAGCCGACUGAAGAACUACGCCAAGCUACCUCCAAACUCUCUGGCGCUUUCCAAGCAGCUGAUUCGCUCGAUGGAGAAAGAGCGCCUCCACGCCGUCAAUGACGCCGAGGUGGAGCGCCUGACAGAGCGAUGGACGUCAGAGGAGUGCUUCAACGCCGUCAUGAGCUUCUUUCAGGCCAAAUCUAAGCUCUGAACCACUGCAGCAAGCGUCGCCGUGGCUAUGUCUGAGCCACCGUAGGAAACUUCACCGUGGCGACUUGCAGCGGACAUUCCGUCGAACGUGAAGAAUCAAGUGCCUGGCCUUAAUUGCACAUGUGCUUGUCACUCAACUCUAUCAUGUGUGUCCAGUUGUUUGUUGUGGGGAAAAAAAAAAGUUGUUGAAGUGAUAAA